CAGCUUGAUGUCCAAAACACAUUUUUUCACGGUGACUUGAAGGAGCAGGUGUUUAUGAAACAACCUCCUGGAUUUGAGGACCCUGAGAAACCUGACUAUGUUUGGCGUCUGAAGAAGGCCAUCUACGGUCUGAAACAGGCUCCACGUGCUUGGUUUGAUAAGUUCAGCUCCUUUCUUCUGGACUUUGGUUUUCAAUGUAGUUUCCCUGAUCCUUCUCUGUUCAUUUUUCACCAUGGUUCUGAUGUCAUCUAUUUGUUGCUCUAUGUUGAUGACAUGAUCAUUACCGGAAACAAUGAUGUUCUUCUUAACAAGCUCAUCAAUCAGUUGAAUACAGUGUUUCUUAUGAAGGAUUUGGGUUCAGUUCAUUAUAUUCUUGGUGUUCAAGUGCAUCAUCAUGCAGAUGGCUUGUUUCUUAAUCAAGAAAAGUAUGCCACUGAUCUUCUUAUUACCGCCGGAAUGCAAGAUUAUGCCCCUAUGAUCAGUCCGUUGCCCCUCAAGCUUGAUAAGGUCCCUGGUCAAGAUCAACUAUUCUCUGAUUCCUCAUACUUCCGGAGUCUAGCUGGUAAGCUUCAAUACCUUACUCUCACCAGACCAGACCUGCAGUUUUCUGUUAACUUCAUCUGUCAGAAGAUGCACAUGCCUAGUCAAUCCGAUUUCGCUCCGCUCAAACGCAUUCUCCGCUACGUUAAAGGCACUCUUGCAAUGGGAAUUGGGAUAAAAGCAAACACUGACUCCACUCUAAUCUGUUACAGUGACAGUGAUUGGGCAGGGUGCAAGGAAACAAGACGGUCUACUGGUGGUUUGUGUACUCUUCUCGCCUCUAAUGUCAUCUCGUGGUCUGCCAAAAGGGAUGAUACAGUCUCCAAGUCUUCGACUGAGGCUGAAUACCGCACUAUGUCUGCUGCGGCUUCUGAGAUUGUAUGGCUUCAGAAUCUUCUUUGUGUCAUGGGGCUCCAAAAACAGAGAACUCCUCCUCUGUUGUGUGACAACCUCUCCGCUGUGUGCCUUACAGCAAAUCCGAUGUUCCACAAACACACCAAACACUUUGAUGUUGACUUUCACUAUGUCAGGGAGCGGGUUGCAUUGAAGGCUCUUGAGGUCAAACACAUCCCAGCUUCUCUACAACUGGCUGAUGUUUUUACUAAACCUCUCGGACAUGACACCUUCCUCAAGCUAUGCACCAAACUUGGUGUCUCUUAUCAUCCGCCCCCAAGUUUGAGGGAGUGUAUUAGCCAUACUCAGCCCAUUACCUUAACUCAUGACAAGCCCACUGAAGUUAAGGAUGAAGCCCAUAAGCCAGACACGACAAAACUCAGGCUGUCUUGCUCCUCUGGUGAAGCCGUAGACGCUCAACGUACAAGAUGACAGCAUGCGCAAGGAAUGACCGCAACGGUCUCAUUUCCAGCUCAUCAAAUCAUCACCUCCAACAGAUUCGAUUGUCUUGACUCGUGUAUUAGGGCUUACUAAGUUUUGUAUAAAUAGGUAAUGAUGUAGUAGCGUUGUCUUUAAGUUGAAAGCAAUAAAACAUAUUCAGUAAAGCUUUUUCCUUCACUGUUCUUGUGUUUCUCAAGUACUAUCAGUUAGAUUUGAGACGUAUUGUGUGGAUCUGCUAUCAAAUAAUCGAAAUCCAUCGAAUAAGCAUUCUUUCAUGUAGAGACUAACUUUGAUUUAUAGCCUUAGAGAUUAAUUUGACGAUUUUAACUUUGUUCUAAUUUAUUGUAGUUUAAACGUAGGGAGUUUUCUAAAAUGACCUGAAAUUUAAAGUUAUUGUAAACUAUAUUUUGCUAUUUAUUUUCAAUAUAAUCAUUAAUUUAAAACAUUUUUUUAAAUGUCAUUAAUGUUUAUUUUUUUUUUGUUUUACAGCAAACAUUCACAGACUCAUGUAGACUCUGUAAACCAAUGUGGCAACUCUGCAUCCGUGUGUACGACGAAAGACGGUUGUUUUCUAGCAUUGCGUGCCAAGCGAUCUGCCUUGAUGUUUUCCGUUCUAGGUACAUGAACGAUAUCUGAGUUGGUGAAGCUUCUUCGUAGAAGCUUAAUAUCUUUGAGGUAGCUUUCGAAUGCUGGCCAUUCCUCUGGUUCUGAAACUAUCUUCACCAGCUGAGAACAAUCCGUUGCAAACGUGACCCGAAACUGUCUUAAAUUCUUCAUGCAUUCCAUUCCCCAAAUUAAAGCCUCUAUCUCCGCAUGGAGGGGGUGAGAGACUUGCCCUUACAUUCCUGGCUCCUAACAAACUCUCAAACCCCGGUAGUGUGUUGAACCAGCCUUGCCCUGAGAAUGAAUCCUUAUCUUUCCAAGAACCAUCUAUGAAACACCAUCUUCCUGCAGAUCCUAUAUUAGGUCUGAUCUGUUCUUUAUGUACCCCCGUUGGAUUAGUGGUGACAUGUGCCUCAGCCCAUAGUGUUGAUUCCAAUUCUGCUAAAUUAAGCGUUUCCCUUGGAUCAAUAUCAAGAUUGCUGAAAACUUAAUUAUUCCGCCCCUUCCAAAUGUACCAUAAUAUCCAUGCAAACUGAUGGUCUUCCAUUUUUGGGUUAACUCUCCAAAAUAGAUGAUCCAUAUUAGCAAAAAAGAGCAAUUAGGAAAAAUGUUUGGAUUCGAUGGGAUCUUAGAUAGUGCCCACACUUGACGUGCUGGGGGACAUUCAAAGAACACAUGAUUCACUGUUUCCUCCGGGUCACCACACCAUUCACAACAUGUAUCUCCUUGUAUUCCUCUCGCUUUUAGUUUUUUUGUUACCGCUAUACAACCCGUCAAUAACUGUCAUAAGAAAUGCCUUAACUUUGGAGGACACUUUACUUUCCAGCAGAAAGCCUUGAGUACAUCCACAUUGGGUCCAUCAAAUUCUGGUGGUUUUUCCUUAUCAGGGUAAAUCCUUUAUACUUAAUACCCUGAUUGUACCGUAUACUUCCCAUUAUUGGUGAAAUGCGAUCCAUUCCUGUCUUCCAUCUGAUUCCUACUCAAAGGAAUACUUUCAAUCAUAUUUGCAUUGUGUGGCUCCACCAAAGUCCUAAUGCCUGUGAAUUUCAUUUUCGGGAUUCCUGAUUAAUGAGAGAAUCCACUGUGAGGUCCGAGUAACUGUUAUGAAAGUUUUUGUUAGCUGGUCUCGGGCGAGUGGAUGGGAUCCAACGAUCAUUCCAUACUGAAAUAGAUGACCUUGUUCCAACCCUUUUGAAUAGUCCUUUACAAACCAGAUAUCUAAUAGAAGUAAUACUCCUCCAGCCAUAUGACGGGGAAUAUGAGCGAAUCGCUUCCAGCGGUGAAGCAUUCCUGCAAUACCGUCCUUUGAAAAGGGUAUUUGGCUUCUCGAUCAGCCACCACAACUGCUUUCCAAGCAUUGCUGUGUUAAAAUCAGUCAAAUCCUUGAAUGCUAGCCCACCAUUAUCCUUAUGUUCACAUAAUUUAUCCCAUGAUUUCUAGUGCAUACCUCGUGUACUUCCUCCUGGACUCCAACAAAACUGAGCUACUGCACUCGUUAAUUUUUUAACCGUAUCUUUCGGUAACCGGUACACACACAUCACAUGGUUUGGCAGAGCCAUGAUGACCGAUUUAAUAAUCACCUCUUUUCCUCCCUUGGUAAAAAAUCUAAAAGUCCAUCCACUCACCCUUUUAUUCAGCCGCUCUUGUACAAAGCCAAACACUUGUACCUUAGAUCUUCCUAGACUUUCUGGCAAUCUUAGAUAAGAUCCCAUUCCGCCUAGGUUCUGUAUUCCCAAAAUAUCUCUUAACUCUUGCCGGCUGGUUUCCUCAAUCUUAUGCCCAAAUUGAAUUGAGGAUUUCUGAAAGUUAAUUUGUUGCCCUGAGACCGCUUCUUAGUCCUUUAGUAUCCUGAGAAUAGUUUGACACUCUUCCUUGUUUGCCUUACAAAAGAAAAGACUAUCAUCUGCAAAAUGAGAAAUUGCUGGACACGCUCUUGCUACCUUCAUACCAGGUAAUUGUUUCUCCCGUUCCGCCUUUUGUAUAUUUGUAAUUAAGGCUUCAGUACACAGAAUGAAUAAAUAAGGAGAUAAGGGGUCCCCUUGACGUAAUCUCCGUUGAGGGGUUAUAAGGCCUCUUGGCUGUCUAUUGAUAAGUACCCUGUAUUGAACUGAUGAUAUACAUCCUCGCAUUAAUUUAACCCAGUGUGGAUCAAAUACCAUUUUUUGAAGGAGAGCCUCAUUAAAAUUCCACUCUAUCCGAUCAUAUGCCUUACUGAUAUCCGUUUUACUUGCCAUAAACUUAUUUUGACAAGACUUAUUAGUUCACAAUCCAUGAAACAUUUCUUGCGCAAUAAGAAUUUUAUCCGAUAUUAACCUUCCUGCCACAAAAGCCGAUUGUGUUUCCGAGAUUAGACGGAGAAGACAACUUUUCAGCCUUUGACACAAAACUUUUGAUAUAAUCUUAUAACCAACGUUACAUAAACUUAUCGGCCUGAGUUUUGUCAUCCUUGUGGGUCGUUCUAUUUUUGGAAUCAUACAAAUAUUAGUUAUGUUUAACCGUGGGUCCAUUUCACCUGUGACCAAGAAAUUAUUCACCAAUUCAAGCACAUCCUUUUCAAUGACACUCCAGGAAUGCUGGAAGAAGAGAGCAGUCAUUCUAUCCGGCCCUAGUGAUUUCUCUGGAUGCAUCAUGAAUAAAACUUGUCGAACCUCUUCCUUUGUUGCUAAUCGUAGUAACAUUUGAUUCAUCUGGGGAGAAAUUGAUAGUCCUAUCUCCUCCAGAAAGCCAUCAAACUCCGUUGGGUUAGUCGAACUGAACAAUCCAUCAAAAUAAUCUACCGCCACCUUCUCAAUUCCAUUCUUCUCUGUGACCCAGUUACCUGCUUCAUCGUGGAGAUCCACUAUUUUAUUUCGGAUCCGACGUUGCUUUGUCAAAGCAUGAUAAAACUUAGUAUUAAGGUCCCCAUAUGAAUACCACAUAUUUCGACUCUUCUGAUGCCAAUAUUCCUCCUCAUCCUUGUAAGCCUCUGGUAAUUUCCUGGAAAUCUCAAUAAUAUCCUCUUGUGAUAUAUUGUUAUCUGUUUGUACUUCUUCCAGCACCUGUUGGAGAUUCAGAAUUUUGUCCUUCCCAUAUGGUUGAUUGUCUUUCCGCCAUGAUGAUAUUUUAUGACGACAAUUGGUAAUUUUUGUAAUAAAAUCCUCUGAUUGUCCUUCCUGAUUCUCUGUCCACCCCAAUACAAUUGAUUCCAUUAGUCCCUCUUGGCCUAUCCAUCUCUUGUUAAACCUAAACUGUCCCUUUUUUUUCUUUGAUAAUUGAUCCUCCAAAACAGCAAUCACAGGUCGAUGGUCCGAUCCCACCAGUCUCAAAUAUUAUGUAUAAGAGCAUGGAAAAAGUGUAUGCCAUUUCUCAUUAGCCAAAGCUCUCUAUCCAGUCGACAUCUGACUGUUACUGAUCAUUUCCCUUUAACUCUGCGUCCUUGCCAUGACAUUUUAUUACCACGAGCCGGGAAUUCUAGUAAACUACUAUUCCUUAUCAUAUUGUUAAAAGGAAUAAAUGAAGUCACAUCUUAGUGUUCCCCCAUCCUUUUCAUGAUUUCCAGUAAUCUCAUUUAAAUCUCUUAUAACAAACCAAGGCUCCGAGCGUGAUAAUCCAUACCUAGUUAAUCUUUUCCACACCUCUUCUCUUAAUUUUUGAACCGGGUCACCAUAAACAAAGUAAGAAAAACUUGUUUCCUUUUGACCAUCGCCUCAACAUCUAUCAUUCUAUUGCUAGAAUAUAGAACCUGAACUUGGUACUCAUUAUUAUAAAAAAGAGCUAGACCGCCAUUUUCUCCUAUUUGGAUCCACCGUAACCAGACUAUCGUAGCCAAAGUGUGAUUGAAACCUUUGAACAAAUCCAUAUUCCUGCUUCGUUUCAGAUAAAAACAAAAAAUCUGGUUUAUGUUUAUGCCAUGUCUCCCGAAGAUAACUUAUGAUCCAAUGGCUUCCUAGACCUCUGCAGUUCCAGCUUAAUAUUUUCAUAUAUGAUAAUGCUUAUAUUGCUCUGUCGAGCCAAUAGAUUGCGGUUUAAAGAUACCCAGCAGUCUGUUCACCGAAUCCCAUAAAUACCAUACCACCCCUGCAAUCAAAAUUACAACACAUCCUUUAUAGUCACAAUCGCGCCGUUUGGACCCAUUUAUCCUAUUUGUAAUCUUCAAAUUACAUACAUACAACAAUCCGACCAAGACCUUAGAUAUAUACAUCCUGAGGCCCAAAAAGUAUACAUUCAUUUUUAUUCCUACUAGACCAUGAUACACAUAAAAUCUCGUCAAUAUCUGACAUUGAUUAAUAAGAGUCUCAUGUGAGUAGCAUAAAAUACCCAACACCUUUACAGGCCCAUUAACCCUUUGAACUAUAAUGUUAUAGCCUACUACUCCAUUUCCUAUAAAAGGCCGAGUGCUCCUCCUUUUCCAUAUGAGAUAAACACAUAGAUAGUUAAAAAAUUUGUUGCACUCAAAGUCAAAUAGUUUCUGGUUAAUUAUUAAAUGUACUCCACAUUUCAUCUCAGAUACCAAAUGCUUCUCAUGUAACGAGACAAUAAACACCAUAUUAUCCCAUAACACAGAAUCCCAUUUGCACUGUCUACACUCCAACAUACGCCUCUCAUCUUCAAUCUCCUUGUUUCGUCUAGCGACCAUAAGUAUACCAAAUUUUGGACAUCCCGCCAACUGAGCAGAACCGACUCAUAUUCAAACCAACCCAAGCCCAGCUAAAUCAUCCAACUGCAUUUGUUCACAUCAAGCACUCCCCAUGAGACCCCAAUAACCUCCCAUUUUCAAAACUCGUAGAUGCAAUAAAGCAAAGAUCAAUACUAGACCUCCAAACUCUUCCAUAUUUCCACUCCAAAAUAAACAAAAUCUCUCUACCAUGUCGAACAAACAUGUAUAAGUCAGGAGGACACCAUGAACUCAAGAAACCAUUCUUAUUCCAAAUCAUAAUAAAAAACAACAGAGCCAACACCAUGAUUGUUACCCCCAUACCCUGAAACCCAAAUAAAACCCCAAAAGAAAGACAAUUUAUUAAAACGAAUGAAAAGUGACACCCAUAAACCAAAUCCUUUGUGUGUAAUCUCGCUGUAGAGGAGGUUUGAUCCAUAACCUUAGAACUUUAAUUGAACCUGCUUCAGGUUUGAAGGACCCUUAUUCUCCGGUGGUUUGUUGCCGUCUCCAUUGCAAGUUCCAACCUUAGCUCCAACUUUUUUGCGUGGGGAAACAAGUGCACUCGCCAUCCUCAUCUUGUUGCUCCCUGCGGUACUGAUGGUAGGUUUAAACAGUCUCUUGUGAUGACCUUGCCUCCCCACCAUAUUCCCCACCGUCGAUUCCUUAUUGACGUUAACAUCACCAAUCACCUGCUCUUCUUCCUCCUGAAUGUGGGCGUGCUCUGUCAGGGCCUCAGCCGCCUGCUCAGCCUCCUCCUCCGAUAGAGUCAAAACUCCUCGUCGGCCUCCAAGUCCACACCCUCCUCUAGCAUGGUAGCAUUUAGAGCUUUCAUUUCCAUGUCGAUGUCUUCUGCUAGAUCAUCCUGUGCAUCCAUCAUUCCUUGCACCGUAAGUAAGCCCCUCUCCUCAUCAGUAGCCUCCAUAAUCACCUUUGGUCCUUCCGCCUGCGUCUUAGCUAGUUCAAUUUGGAACUCUAUAGAGGCUCCCGUAGCCUCUCCAUUACUCUUAAUCUCUCCUUCUUCUCGGCCUUUCUGAGGUGUAACUCGCUGACCUUGAUCACCUCUUGAUUGCUCUGAGCUGAGCCUGUUACGUGACUCUUGAGCCCCAGUUCCCACAUCUGUAGCGCCAUUUCUCACAUCUUCUUGACUUGAAUUUUUGAAUCGUGAGCCCUCACCCGUCCCUCUGUUGUUCCCAUAGUUGUUAGGAGGUCUCCUGGAUCCUCGCUCUCCAGCCUUAACCCACUUAGAGUCCUGAGCAUCAAAAGCCUUGCCCUUCCCAUAGUACUCCCUAUUGUCUCUUUCUUUGUUAUGUUGACCCGUUUGACCGUUGAUGACAACGCCUUUGUAACUCCGAGCUAGAUCCUCAUGCUUUGCACCAUCAUUCCAUCCCCCAUUACCAUCUCUGAUCUCCCUCCUUCGCUCUGGACUUUGUUUCAAGUUCUUCUUUGUGACAUAGACUGCCGCAGAGCUUGCAAAAACCAAAAAGCUUUUCAUAGCGCAGAGACACUGCCACUUCCUCUCUAUCAUAGAAUUCUCCCCCUUUGAAAUCCACCGUUGUUUCGAAACACAACUCCUUAAAUGCAUCAACCACUGCUUGGACACGGUUAUGCACCACAUCCACAUCAACAUCAACCACUCUCCUCAACGCGCCACCAAUUCUCUCGAAUAUCAGAAUGGUCCGAAACUCCAACGUAACUCCAAUGACUUUGAUCCAGAACAUGAUUUCCGAAGGAAAAGACGUGACUUGCUUUGGUUGCCACCUCGCCAGAGCCAGCAUCCAAUAGUCAAAAUGGAAAGGCUACUGCUUCAGUACCACAUCAAGAUCCUCCUCCGUCUUGAAAUCGAACUGGAACUUGCCAAAUCCCAAAUCACUGCCCGUGACCAUGUCCUCCAAUUUCCAACUCUUUGGAAGAUUUGUGAACAAAGCCUUCAUUUCCUGCUCCACCGGAUUCAUACACCUUCCGAUCAUAGUUUUGGAGUAGGUCUUGAUUAGUGCAUAGUUGUCAAAGUGCGCCACCAAUAUCUUCAAUCUCUUACGCGUACCUUCGCCAUUCCUUCUGAUCCUCACCAAGAUUCAGCAAAUUGCUCUGUGUCAUGAUAGCAGCCAAGAUAAGGAAUAAUAGACCUUUGAUAUAACACAAUGAAAGUAUAAUACACCUAGGAGACGCUCGUAUCAUCAUAUUAUAUCGUUCCCAAAUUUCCAUAUCUUCAUUCAAAAGAUAUUCCUCUCCCCCCCCCCCCCCCUCGUAUUGCUGUAAAUUGAUACUGUCCAAUUUCAUUUCCCAAAACAACCACAAACCCCAUCCCCUAUUGGAUCCCAAGAGGUGAUUAUUGAAAACAAUCACUAUUCGAUAAAAAAAUGAAAUCAAAGAAUCAUAAUCCAAUCUACAACCUGAAUAGGUUAGUGAUUCCGUCUUGAUGAAGAUAAUAACUCGUUGCCAUUCAAACCAGAUCUUCUCUUUCCAUAAGCUUCCGCAGAUCCCCUUUUUGAUACCCAAGUCGAACCUCAAUCGAGCCACAUAAACGCCUUGAUACACAGUAUCAAGGUUAUGAUCUUACCAGAUCGAAUCGACCCAACCUCCUGCUCCAAUGCCCGGAUCCCAUCUUCUUGAAACCAUCCAAACCCUAGAUCGCUCUUUUCAUCGCUGUCAAAGAGAGAGAAAAAAAUAUCUAAUCUUUUCUUUUUCUUUUUAAAGUGCAUUUACGAAUGUUUUGAAAACCGGACAGACUGGUUCAACCAUGAACCGUUUAUCAAAUCAAGUAUGGAUUGAACUAAAACUCAAAUUUGAAUUAAACUGCCAAAACCGGCGAAAAGGCAAAACCGGCUACUUAGGUUAGUCAGCAAACCCGGUUCAGCCAAAUUCAAAGCAUAAUUAGAUUGAUUCUGAUUCUUACUGUUUACAUAAAUGACUUUUCUUGAUUAAUUCCAAACUUUUAGUUUUUUUUUUGGCAUCAAAAUAAACUUUAGUAAAUGGCUAAAGCUUAAAACAAGCAAGCUUCAUGAGCUAGCCAUGAGGGAGCCUUAGCCCCGAGGAAACAGAAGUUUGAGGCUUGUGAUCAUCCUGCCUUGGAGAGACAGUCCGCACGGACGUUACCAGAACGGCUUAGCACGGACGUGAUCAAGCAGGCUUGUUUCCAUUAUACAUAUUUUCUAUAUAUUAUUAUUAUAAAAUUUACAGAAAUAACUUGAAAAAGCAAUUUUGGUCAUUCAUAUUAUUUAUUUUCAUAUAUAUUAUUCCACAUUCACUAUUCAUGAAUACUAAUUUGGUAUUAAUAUGCCAUGUUUUAUAUUGUGUGCCUUAAUACUUAAUUGGUUUAUAUAUUACAUUGGUCAAUCAGCAAAAACAAUAAUAGUCCCAAAUAUUUUUGAUUUGGUAAUUAUUUGUAAUUAUAUUUUACUUAAAGUUAUGGAAUAUUAAAUAUUUUCUAAUUUUAAUUUUAUUUCACUUUCAUCAUUUCGUCACAUACAGAUACACACACAUAGAAGUGAGUUUGAUAUAUUUGUGUAUUACAAUCAUGGUGUGGAUUCAAUAUUUUGGUUGAUUAAAGUCUGUUGUGAUAAUUUUGAUAGCUAACAAAAAAUAAUAAUAUCAUACAAUUGAAACACGACUAAAAUGAAUAUUAUGUUUAAGGAUUAUGCAUCAAAAUAUUAAUUUACAAACAAAUACUUUAUGAUGAUAGUUUAUUACAAAGAAAUUUUAUACCAUCACAAUAAGAUAAAUUUAUGAAAAUACAUAAGACAAAGAAUUCAAAAUUAUAUUUUGUAGACUUCUGAUGAAGUCAGCUUAAAAUUAUGGUUUAGUAUGAAUUAUACUAGCCUUAAUUUUGAAGUAGAAGUCUAUUAUAUCGAAUUAUUUUCAAAUCUGGAAAAUCUGUGCUUUUUAAAAACGUGAAAAUAGCUUCAAUCUGAAAAAAAAAUUUUAAAAUAGAAUUUAUGAGAUGAACUAAUAGCAAAUCAAAACAUAGAGUUUUAAUCUAUCACUUUAUUUGAAUAGAAACAUAAAAUUACAUAUUUAAUAACUAAUAGAUCUAAAUUUAAUACUUUUGGGAGGGUAGUUAAAAUCAUGGAUGAAAAUGCCUACAAAAUAAGAUAACAUUAUGAAAGACAUAAAAAAUUAUAAUUUAACAUCAUAUUUUAGUAGUAUAAUAAACAUUGAACUCUAUUAAACAAUUAAUUUUAAGCAUACUUCAUCAGAAUUCUAAUGUAUUGGCUAAUUUUCAUAUUUAAAAAUAUGUACAUUUAGAAAACAUGAAAAUAGUUUAAAAUCAGAAAAUAAAAACUUUUAGUAAAAAUAGUAUCUAUCUAUCUAUCUAUCUAUAUAUAUAUAUAUAUAUAUAUAUAUAUAUAUAUAUAUAUAUAUAUAUAUAUAUAUUAUAUGUAGUUGGUUGUGUUAAUUUUUUGUUUUUUUGAAACAGUCCAGUAAUAUACAUAUUUUUAAAAAAUCUUAAAAUGGAAAUAUUUCACUGACAAUAAUGCGGCAUAAUAAGUAAAAUCCACGAAAACGGAUGAAACGAUCAUAAAAUUCAUUCACAAGGUGAAUUGACUUUGAUAGUAGUGAAAGAAAUCAAGGUUUAAAUUAGCCUAAAGUUAUUUUUCUCAAGAUAUUGUUUAACAAGUUUGAGCAUGUUUCAUUGGGUUAUUAAAUUGACUGUGGUUGAAUCACGAGUAAACAAACUGAUAAAUUCUAAUAUACAAUUCCAUUUAUUUGACAUAUAUAAGAUCAAAAGAGUAAUUUAAAAAAAAUUAUUUAUAACAAAAUUAUGAUAAAAAACACAACAUAAGUUAAUAUAUAUACAAAUAUUUAAAAUAAAUGAAAAUUAUAAAUUUAACAUCCAAUCCAAAAUAAAUAAAAAGAAAAAUAUCAGGAUUAUAAUAAAUGUCCAACAAAAAUAAACUAAUUACACCAAUUUUUUUAGUUAUAAUUUAUUAAUUUUCUUUAAGUGCCUUAGUGAUUUCUUAUUAUCAAUAUCAAAAAUUGACAAACCAAAAAAAAAAAUUUCUUUCUUCUUCUAGUUUUUUUUUUAACAUUAGAUAUUUAAAAAUUAUUAUAGAUAAUGGUCACCACCGGUUCAACCAUUAAAGGUCACAUGUAAUUUGUAAAAUUUUAAGAUUUUUUAGUUUCCAAAUUUAAAAUUAACGUUUUUUUUGGCUUAAAUCUGAAUCAAAUUAUAUGACGAAUCACUCGAUUUACCAAUUCAACAGUGUGUCCAUGCCGGAUAUGAAGACAUUGUCAUGCACGUAAUGUGAGUCGUGUUUGUAAUUGAAAGGCAUAGCCAUUUAUAUUUAGCAGUGUCCCACACGUGGUGUAUUUAACUAAGAAUGAUUAUAGAUAAUGGUCACCCACUGGUUCAACCAUUAAAGGUCACAUGUAAUUUGUGACAUUUUGAGAUUUUUUUUGUUUCCUAAUUUUAAAUUUUAAAUUAAUGUUUUUUUUUAUUAAAUCUGAAUUUGCUCGAUUUACCAAUUCAAUAGUCUGUCCAUGCUGGAUAUGAAGACAUUGACAUGCACGUAAUGUGAGUCGUGUUUGUAAUUGAAAGACAUAGACAUUUACAUUUAGCAGUGUUCACAGGAGGUGUAUUUAACUAAGAAUUAUUAUAGAUAAUGGUCACCCACCGGUUCAACCAUUAAAGGUCACAUGUAUUGUGACAUUUUGAGAUUUUUUUUAUAGUUUCCAAAUUCUAAAUUUAAAAUUAACGUUUUUUUUGCUUAAAUCUGAAUCGAAUUAUAUGACGGAUCACUCGAUUUACCAAUUCAACAGUGUGUCCAUGCCGGAUACGAAGACAUUGACUUGCACGUAAUGUGAGUCGUAUUUGUAAUUGAAAGGUAUAACCAUUUACAUUUAGCUGUGUUCAGAGGAGGUGUAUUUAACUAAGAAUUGAGUUGAUUUGUAUUAAAAUCUAAUGUUAUUGAAUUUGUUAUUUCAUAAAACACUUUCAUAUCCAAUGUUACUGAAAAUAGUUUAAGUUGAGAGCUUAAGAAAAUUUCUAUUGAUUAUAGAGUGUUUUGGUAAAAUCUUAGUAAGAGAAAAAAAAAAACCAAAUCUCACAAUUUUAGGUGAAAUCUAUAUAGUAAUAGUACAGUUUCUACUCUCCUCUAAGUCUAUCCACCUCAGCAUUAAGUGGGUCCCACAAAGAGAAAAUGUGUUUGUGAUUUGCAUUUAUGAUUUUGAUUGCGUAAUUCAGUUCAUCUAUUAUUGAUUGACAUAACAAUUCUCUUCGACUCCCUUUUUCUCUAUCAAAAACCAGAUGCAACUAGAGAUUUAAAAUUCACUGAAAGAACACUACAAAAACUUUGCUUCAAGCGAUCUCCGGGAUCCAAACCGGAAAACAAAGUACCAUAGCUAUUUCGAGCAAAGAUUGUGUUUCUUCUACUCUUGUCCAUGGUCUAAUUGCUCUUCCAAAAACCGAAGCGUUAGUUUGUCUCUGCUCCCUAAUUUACAUCUCGAGUCCUUGAUUUUCAAAUAAUUACAUAUAUUCUGCUCUGAUUUUAUUUCUUGCAGGAAGGAUAUUUUUCUCAACCAUAAGGUAUUCUUAUGGGUGUGCAGUGCAGUUCAUUCGACAUGUAAAGAUUACGGGGAAGAAAGUCACGGCUGGUCUUAUCUUUGCAAGCCCUCUGGACGCAACACUCCAGCGGCGGCGUUCAGACCGAGGACAAUGAUGCACAUGGUGAAGAUCUUGAGGCUGAUGGUGGCAGUCUCUACCUUUAGGAUGGCUCUUUUGUUGGCUGCAGUUACUCUUCAAACUCAUACAUGGUUGUGUCUAUUAAUGGUAGGACUCAGGAUAAUACAGUUUCCUAAAUGUUCUCAAGAAGCAGUUCUCUUGCACUAUGUACUUCACUAUUCUCUUUCUUUCUUAUGUUCAUAAUGUUGAUUUUUUUUUUUACUAAUCUGUUUUAGCUGUACUGCAGGUUAUUGCAGAGUAUUCAAUCUUUCCAUGUAAAUACACUUUCUUGAGUUAAAAAUAUGCUGUUCAUGAUUGGUCGUGUUUCGUAUUCUAAUUCUUAAAUGAUUUUUGCAAGAGCUUCAACUCUGCUUUCUCAUAUUACAUGAGCAACAUUAUCAAAGUAUUAUAUAUGUUAUUGUUUUGCACUUGCAUUCUCAGUUUGUUCGCUCUGGUUUUAUUUUCUGAUUUUUUAUAUGAUUUUCAGAGAAUCAAAUUUGGUUUGGGACCAGACGAGAAGCUAAAAUUUCCUUGUCAUCAACACGAGACACAUGCUUUCUGCUCUUAGUCAGUACACUAUAUCCACAAGAAACCUCUUUGGGGACUUGGUGGUCCGACAGCGCCCCUGCCUACGACCAACAGCCUCAUUCCACUUCUUUCUUCUCAUACAAGGAUCAUGGGAAUCUCAGUACGCCGAUUUUUUCUUGUGUUGGUAUUCGUCUAUUCUCACCUCCUAUGCAAACCAAAUCCUCUAUGUUGCUUCCUCCACAUAUAGCGGAAGUGGGGUGUCCCUAUGUGGGAAGUUGCCUCUCUUACACCAAUGGUGCAUGCUAAUAUCUUACCCUUCUGAGUAAACAGCUGGGUUUAGGUCGAUCGGCUCGAAGUUUCACGCUGCAGUCACAUGUACAAUAUAACUGAGCAUCAAUACAUCAUUCGUUCAUCCCAUCAGCAACUGUUGAGGAAGUCCUUACCGGCUAUCAUGUGAUUAAUCUUCAGAAUUUCAUGCUUCACCAGUAUGACCACCUUUAUACUCUUUUUAACACUAACUUAGAGCUCCAAGAUGUAUCGGCCAGAUAUGUUCCGUCUAGGGCUCUGACCUAACCAACAAUGCAGCAACAACUCGAGUUGUGGUCCGUCUCCUUAUUGGCCCAGCUGUGACUGUUUACUUAUAUUUGUGGGAUGAGUCUACCUCAAAUUUUAGAGAUGUUUUGCAUUCUGGGGAUAAAUCUCAGUUGUAAUGGUGGUCAUUACAGUGAAUCCAAAGAUUUUUGGAGGUUAUGAUCUUUACCAAGAUUGAUUACUUUCAAAAUCUGGCACAGCCGAAGAUUUUGCAAGAAGGUUUAAAUUGAAGCGUAUGCUAUAUAUGUUGCUAUAAAGAAAAGAAGAACCUUGGGGGUGCCAUUAUUGACUUUAUUUGUAAUAAAGCAUGCGAACAAAUAUUUGUAAGUUUUUGAUCAUAGCUCCGUCUGUGAGAUUGAUGCUUUGUGUCAACAUGAUUUCCUUGAAAAUAAUGUUUACAAUACCAAAACUUGAGAAUGUUGGAACAAAACCCGCAAACGCAGUCGUGAGUGAAGUUGAAUUUCUAUCA
This is a messenger RNA of Brassica rapa (field mustard), 14859 nucleotides long. RefSeq lists its product as uncharacterized. Lineage: Eukaryota; Viridiplantae; Streptophyta; Magnoliopsida; Brassicales; Brassicaceae. The record is from RefSeq and is a predicted model, not a curated record.